AAAUAUUUCAAAGAAUAUUUGUGUGAGCCAGGAUUUGAACCCAAUCACUCUUGCUUUAAAACCAUAUUGAAUUAUAUGCAACCAGUUCAUACAAAGAUUCAAGCAAUAAAAGAGGGCCGGACCUUAUAGCCGAGCAGCAGCGUGUAAUGGUAUAUUGUUUACUGAGAGCCGAAUGCAUAAAUAACUUUUUACCUUCAUAAGCCCCACACCCAGAAUCGGAUAUCUUAUAUGACAUCCUUAAUUAUACUGUUGACCUCGUUUCCUGCUCUAAUUGGAACAAAAGCAGGCUAUUCGACACUAUGGGAGAUGCUCGCUUUGAGUUCUUUGGUGAAUGGCUUCUUUCUGUUCUAUUGAACAACGAAUCUUGGGGAGAAAGAUACCAUGCCCAGUUGCCUAUGAGACAAUGGGGCUUCGACAGACGAACACGUAUAUUCAUAUCAAAAAUAAUAGAUAUCGUUCUGAUCAUGAUAUUUUUGCCAGUGGUGUACUUCGCUCUUGCUGGACCAGUUCUAUGUUUUGCACUAUCCGCAGCUCGUAUUAGAAGGCAAGAUUAUGGCAUCACCGAUGGAGAUGGCAAAGCAAAUAUGAAGCCCGCACUGAACUUGUUCUACUACGUAUCUAUUGUUCACAGUGCAAUUUACGUAGCGUAUAUGAUAACCGAAUUGAUUGCUGAUGAAGUAUUGGUGUGGAGAGUUAGCCAGCUACAUGGUUUCAGCCCCGAAAUACUUGGUGGAUACUUGCAGGAAACCAAGCAGAUGUGCGCAACCAACCCCGGGUCCACGGAGAACUGGAAUCUGAUCACAUAUGGUGCCAACUUGCUGGAUUCCCAAUUACCGGAGGAUUAUGCAUCAGGAGGAAGGACACUAACUAUGCUGAUUGAUCAGGGUAUACCAGUAGUACAGAUAACACAGCUGCUUAUUACGUCACCGACACAUAGAAUUCAGAAGCUGAUCGGAAGCCUUGCUUGGAGAAGUCCAGCCGAACGGGAGAUGAGAUGGCUGGCGGCGAGGAUAAUGGAGCACCUCGCUGGCCACCUCAACCUUGCUCAAUUUCCAGGAGCAAUAGAGUGUAUAUCCUCCCUCCUUGACACGUCCUCCUAUGGUGAUCAAGAAGCUCUCCAUUUGCCAUUUCUGAUUGGGCGUAGCAAACAGAGGAACAGGAGAAGUUGGAUACACCGAUUUUUAGCGCAGGAAAAUAAAUAUGGUAACCUGAAAGUUCCAGAAAGCCCCUUCGGGAUCAUGUUCGGCUUCUCGCUAGAACGGAUUCACAAGAUAUAUGGUGCUCUGGAGAAUGAUGGUAGCCCAGUGAAACACAGCGAGAAUGGUGAAGGAAUUGAUGAGGAUCUUGUUUUGCCAGGAUUGAGAAUUCUAGAGAAAUUGGCUCAUGAUAGGCAUAACUGCAAAUUGAUAUGCAACACCAAGGAUCUUCUCUCAAAAGUAGUUGCGCCUGUAAGCUCCGACAAGUUGGUACAAGAUAUCAAGAGCAACGCUGGGUGGACAAAAGUAGUAGACGGGUCAUUAAAAGUGGUGAGCAGGCUCAUGGGUUCGCCGGGCAGCACCGAAGAAGAGAUGCACAGCCUAAUCGCAGGUGCAGCCAACAACUUGGAAGCAAUUCUGGACAUGGAUAUGAUGAGUAACAGCAGUAUCAUAGAUCUACAGACGACAGCAAUAGAGGUUCUUACACAUUUAGUCUUGCAUCAUCCACCAAGUUCUGCUACUGUACUGAGAAGAGAUAAACUCAUCAAGGGUGCGGUACACAUCUUUGUUACUGAAGAUUGGAUGAAAGAUUAUUUGAAACAUGAAGAAAAGAAAAUCAACAGCCCAACCUCAAGUCACAUGGAAAAGAAGAUGAGACAAGCCAAGGAAAGUGCAAGCCGGCUUAAAGAGAAGGCCGGCGAAGCAUUGGCCAGUUUGUCCAGUAAUUCAGAGGCUUUCAUGAGUUUCACAGGAAGUGAAGAUUUUGCCCAUCGUCUAACUGAAUUGCUUGACUCCAGUAUCAGGACCAUCAAAUGCAAAAUAAGUGCAACAUAUACUGUGGAAGUAGAGAUCAACACGCGCUGUCGUAUCAGCGCGGCAGUCAUUUUGAAGAAUAUGAGAAACUACGUCAAGGAACCAACCUUAUGCAAGGUACUCGUAGAACUGCUUCUUACACAACCAGAAGCAAGUAGCACACCCCGUUGUUGGGAGCGUGUCACCGGUUGCAUUCCAUCAGGCAGAAACGACAUAGAAAACCCAAGCGAUUGUGGCCAAUAUGAGAGCCACACCCAGCAGUGCAGGGAGAGGAGGCUACAAGCAGAGCUGUUAUCACUAGUCGCAGGAAUUCAUGAGAGCAGCAAUGUUAACUUUGCAGAAACCUUAGUUUCGCAGCCGCAGCCAGUUGCCCUGGAAGAAUUUGUGUUGAGGGUCAAGAACAUGGUGGAAGAGAACAUGUACGCCACCCCUGCGUGCCUGGCGAUACAAAAGCUUACCUGCGAGAUGGUUAUAGAAUUGAUCCAGCAUGAUCGAAAUGCCGAAGUGAUUGAGAAGCACAAUAUUGUUGGAACACUAUCGAGGGCUUCAAAGAUGAUGGCCAGGCUUGAGAGAAACAUGCUUUUCGCUGGCGUGGAUCGUGAUUGCCACGGGGUUGCUCUAAGGCCUCUCUCUUCUGAUCUCGCUAAACAAGCAGAAGAUCUUUUGACACAGAGAAAACAGUUGCUGGGUAUCAAUGGUGUUGUGCCCGCUGGUAUACCGUGAUUGCUACAUAUAUGUUGCUUGUGUGAGUUAAGCUUCAAGAUGCCAAUUGGUGUCCUGCUGAAUGGCUAUGCAAUUCCCACUCACAUGUUUCUCCUAUUUAAAUUUUAAGGUGUUGGUUAUUCUACUAUCUGUUGGCAGCGAAGUUUUUCUAAAACCUAAGUAUUCUAACACGAAAAUCUUUCCAUGCAUACGAAACAAAUAAUUCAGUUUUGGAAAAAGAGGU
Lolium rigidum is the source of this 2955-nucleotide messenger RNA. RefSeq lists its product as uncharacterized. The coding region runs from base 300 to 2732 and encodes 810 amino acids. Lineage: Eukaryota; Viridiplantae; Streptophyta; Magnoliopsida; Poales; Poaceae. The record is from RefSeq and is a predicted model, not a curated record. The transcript is spliced from 2 exons.